AUGGUAAAAACUGAUGAACGGCCCAACUGGAUCCAGACAAUAGCAUAUGGAAUUCAGCAUGUUUUAGCCAUGUUCAGUGGAACUGUUUUGAUCCCAUUACUCAUGGGAUUCGACACCAAUACUGCCCUUUUCUUCUCUGGAAUCUCGACCAUCAUAUUCUUUAUUGUUACCAGAGGAAGGGUACCAUCUUAUCUCGGAAGUUCUGGCUCUUUUGUCAGUGCUGUAUGCGCAGUAACAGGAUAUGUUUACAGCCCGAGUACAUUCAACGAAAACAUGCCCGUAGCACAGGGUGGCAUUCUUAUUCUUGGCAUCAUAUACGUUGCUAUCGCCAUUUUUGUACUCGCAUUCGGCCAUGCCUGGCUAGAGUUUCUGAUGCCACCAAUUGUUACUGGUGCCAUUGUAAGUGGCAUUGGACUACAUCUUGCCUUCUCUGCCUUUACACAAGCUACCUCAAACUCCUUUGAUACAUGGAUGGCUGUUUCGACCGUUCUUAUUAUCAUGCUUUUGUCAGUCUAUGCACCUCUUCCCUCAAUACGCCGCAUGCAAGUAUCGGCAAUUCUUCUUGGGAUGAUUAUCGGCUACGUUAUCAACCUGAUCUGUGGUCUCAAGGGGGCUGGUCCCGCAAUUGAUUACACAUCUGUCAGUGCUGCUCCUUGGGUCCGUGGUCCGACUAUUCAUCAUGAAUUGGUGUUUGAUAGCAAAUCAAUCAGUACCAUUGCUCCUCUGAUUGUUGUAGUCUUGGCAGAGAAUCUAGGCCAUCUCAAGGCACUGAGUUCCAUGACCGAAAAACCAAUGGAGAAAUACCUUGGUGCUGCUUAUCUUGGUGAUGCUCUGUCAACCAUAAUGGCAUCCUUUGUUGGUGCUCCACCCAUGACAACCUACGCCGAGAAUAUUGGUGUUGUUGCUAUCACACGUAUUUUCUCACCAGUAGUAUUCCUUGUUGCUGCAAUUGUAGCAAUUAUUCUGGGCUGUAUUGCCAAGUUUGGUGCCGUAGUUCAUACCAUCCCACCUGGUGUGUUUGGUGGUGUAGCAUUCGUUCUGUACACAAUCAUAGGCGUGACAGGUGUUCGUAUAUGGGUAAUCAAUGAGGUUGAUUUCUUUGAUUCCCGGAACAUUUUUGUGGGGGGUAUUCCUCUCAUGUUGGCUGCUACUAUCCAAGUACCGGUACAAAUGAAUAAUUUCCAAUUGGACGGCAUUGGUGCUGCAACUUUCUCUUCUAUCAUUUUGUAUCACCUUCUGCAAGGUACAGAAGGUUGGAAGAAUUAUGGUAAAGCAGUUUGGCGCGUGUGUCGUCGACCUCUCAACCCUACUUCACCUGUAUAAAAAAAAACAUACAUGAUUUUUGUUUUCUUUAUUUUUAUUUUAUUUUAUUUUAUUUUCUGUUUUGUUUUGUUCUUUUCUGUUCUUUUUCAUUAUUUUUUUAAACAAAAAAUAUUUUCAUCACCAUAAUAUGUAAUACAAUAUAAUAACGUUUCAAUAAUAUCGUAAUAUUAAAUCAAGUUAAUUUAAGUUAAAUUAAUAACAACAAAUAAACAGCAGUAUCAUUAUGUAUAAUU
Phycomyces blakesleeanus NRRL 1555(-) is the source of this 1556-nucleotide messenger RNA. RefSeq lists its product as hypothetical. Lineage: Eukaryota; Fungi; Mucoromycota; Mucoromycetes; Mucorales; Phycomycetaceae. Bases 1 to 1323 code for a protein of 440 amino acids. Gene Ontology annotation, cellular component: membrane. Gene Ontology annotation, biological process: transmembrane transport; xanthine transport. Gene Ontology annotation, molecular function: xanthine transmembrane transporter activity. The transcript is spliced from 8 exons. The record is from RefSeq and is a predicted model, not a curated record.